This is a messenger RNA of Esox lucius (northern pike), 2971 nucleotides long. It is a transcript of the gene ncaph, whose product is annotated as non-SMC condensin I complex, subunit H. The transcript is spliced from 18 exons. Gene Ontology annotation, molecular function: chromatin binding. The coding region runs from base 323 to 2419 and encodes 698 amino acids. The record is from RefSeq and is a predicted model, not a curated record. Gene Ontology annotation, biological process: mitotic chromosome condensation. NCBI's taxonomy places the organism in Eukaryota, Metazoa, Chordata, Actinopteri, Esociformes, Esocidae. Gene Ontology annotation, cellular component: condensin complex.
ACUCGCUUUAAAUGUAUAAGUUGUGCUUAAAAAAACAUGUGGAUGGGGUUGAGUUUUCCCGUUCUUGGUUCAACGUGGCGACGCAUACUGUCGUUACGUAAACCGUUCCGCGCAAAAAUUCAAAUGUGAUCAGGAAGAAAAGUGCAUCCGUACAAAGCAAAACACGCUUCGUACUAAUUUUCAUUUAGCUAAUUUACUAGUUGUAUCAAAGAAACCACACUUCCUAACGCUUUGGAUAUAAUCGAGGAAGACUUUAGGAGGAAGAGUGUAAUAAAGAACUGACUGUUCAGCAGUGUGACCCUUACUCCUCCGGCCAGUCACAAUGAGUGCAUCCUCCACACCUGUCUCCCGGGUGCGCCAGUGGGCUUCACCGCCUCUGAAGUACAAAGGCGCCUCUCCCGCCGCAAGCAGCACCCCCCUCCUCGCAUCCUUCCCCGGCAACGAUGAUGAGCUGGAGCGGCGUCAGAGGCGCAGGUCACGGGUCAUUGAUCUGCAAGCCGCGGUGGACUCCUCUGUUAAUGAAUCUGCCACACAUAGCAACAUUGGGACCCCUGCUGCUGUUCCUAAGCUGUCAAAUGCGCAGAUCUCAGAGCAUUACUCUACCUGCAUCAAGCUCUCCACUGAAAAUAAAAUUACUACCAAGAAUGCCUUUGGUCUACACCUGAUUGACUACAUGGCUGACAUCCUCAAACAGAAAGAUUCUGAGCUCACAAACUUUAAGGUGGCAGCGGGUACCUUAGAUGCCAGCACCAAGAUUUACGCGGUCAGAGUGGAUGCUGUCCAUGCUGAUGCCUACAGAGUGCUCGGAGGGCUUGGUGCUGAGACCAAGCCUGGGGAAGAGCACGGAGCAGGAGAUGAGGGAGAGCAAGAGGAUGGGGCAGGAGGAGAACUGGCUGCUAAGCAGGUCGUGAAGAAAAAGAGGCCUCAUAAGAAGACUGUGGAGCAGAACCUGAGCAACAUCAAUAGCUUGGAGUCUGAGAGGAGAUGUGAAGUAGACCCCAUGUUCCAGCGCAUGGCGUCAUCCUUUGAUGAGAGCAGCACUGCAGGUGUCUUCCUUUCAGUACUGUUCAGUGAGGACAGUCGCUGUGAGCUGCUCUUCCCUUCCCACAUGACCCUGCUUCACUCCAGGGCACCUUGCUCCCAGAUUCCCUCACAGCAUGUCCCCGCCACGCCCUUCACAGGUGGUCUCCAGCGGACCCAGGAGAAGAUCUCUAUUUGCCCCUCCCUGGCCGACUUCUCCUUCACCAGCUGGAACCCUGACCACACAAUGAACCAGAUGCUGGAGAAGAUGAAGCAGGGGGAUCACGUGUUUGACCUGAACGCUGAGGCAGAGCCAGACGAGGAUGAGUGUCAGGACUUUGGGGAUGACUUUGAUGGAGACUGUGAGGAGGGUCAAAUGGACUGUGGAGGCCAGGGCUCCAAGGAGCAAAAGGACUCCUGUGAGGCAGGAGGGCUUGGGAGAGGAAGGGAUGUCAUUCCUAUUGGAGAGGGCGAUAUAGCCACCAUGUGCCUGCAGUUGUCUGACCAGCCCAGGGAGUACUCGUACUUCAGCCCCAGGACUAUGGCUACCUGGGCAGGACCUGGUUACUGGCGCUUCAAACCUCUGCACAAGAAGGACAACCUUCCAGAGAAGGAGGGUCGAAAGAGGAAGCCUAAGAAGAUCUUAGAAAUCGACUUUAAUGACAGUGUCAACUUUGAAACCUACUUCCGCACCACUAGAGCUGCUACCACUAACACCAAGUCAGCCCUCAGCACUAGCAACAAGAAGACGACGCUGGCUGCAGACUUCCAGUUCUCGCCUGAGACCCUGUCCCAAUUCAGCUCUAAGCCCACCAGCACAUUGUGUAAAGAGGGCCAGAAGCGGUUGUCUGGUGAACUGGGAGAAGGCAUUGGAGACUACGACUACAACAACGCCAACGACACAGCCAACUUCUGCCCUGGCCUGCAGGGCGGAGACAGUGAUGAUGAUGGUGGUGAGGGGUUCAGUGGGGGCGCAGAUGACAGCCAGCCUUCUGUAGAUAACCCCACCUCCUCACAAGACCAUGACAACGUGUCCACCUAUGGGGAGGAUGACCUGGUCCCAGAGCCUCACAGGGUGAACAAAAUUGAAAUAAACUAUGCCAAGACUGCCAAGAAGAUGGAUAUGAAGAGACUCAAGAAUACUAUGUGGAGUCUUUUGACUGACAGCAUAGAAAAUCCAGCAAAGGAGGUGCAGAACAUUCAGAGUUCAGAGGUGUCUGGAGAGAAAGUCUUCAGUCAAACCACAAAGACAUUGCUUCAAAGCUUGCCUCCCACCAUGGCUCAGAACCUGUCCGUGCCCCUGGCCUUUGUUGCUCUGCUGCAUUUGGCCAAUGAGAAGAAUUUGGAGCUGGUCAAGGUGGAUGAUAUGUCCGAUAUCAUCAUCAAGCAAGGUCGAUAAGAAGCUUAUUCUCGUGUUCAAUGGAAAUGUAUUUGACAAAUUCUGAGCCAUACAUGUCAAGCAAAUGUCCCCUCACAUUUAGGCCUUGAGCCUUUAAAACAAGUAUUCAAAAAAAUGUACAACUGGCUCUUUUGAAAAUGUUUAAUCUGUCAUGUUACUUUAUAGGAUGCCCCUCUUAACAUGAAAAAGUAGCUAAAGUAUGGUAUAGAGGCAGAAGUUCCUUUCAGUGUAACUGCCUCCAACCCAGACAGGACAAGUUAGUAAUUAUGCUGUCCCUCUAUUGAAACCACCGGGGUCUUGACAAGGAUCCUGGUGUUGAACUAAGAUUGGUAUGGAAUUUUAUUUAUUUAACAUUUUUACUUGCCGUUUUUUAAACAUUUUAAUCAGUGAAAUCUGUUUAACUGUUAAUCAAGUUUGUUUGGCCGUAACUCUACUCUUCUUUCAAUCUGUCAAUUUUUGUUCUACAUCUAUUUUGUAGAGACUUUAUAUUCUUCUAUCGUGCCUCAAUGCGAUGUAAUGUGUACAUACCACAACAAAUAAAACUUUUUUUUA